AGUUAUGUUUAGUGUUUAAAGUUAUCGCUAUAUUUGAAAAACGUUUGCAACAAAUCAAUGCAAUAAUAGUUUUUUAAACUAAAGUAUUAAUUCAAUACAAUAGCACACUAUAUAUAUCAUAGCUAUUAUCACCAGAGAGUUGAUCCCAUCCAUCGACAACAUGUCCGCUGCCGUCGAGUGGGAACUGUUUAAGGAAAAUGUUGAACCAAUUAAAUCGGGCCGAAGUAUCGGCACAUUGACCAAAGUAUUGUCACAAAAUGCCAGCCAUUUAUCCGAUAGAGAGUCGACAAGAAAAGAGUUUGAAUCCUUAUUGCGGACAUACGAUGGCACAGAUCUCCUAUCAGUCUAUUAUAAUUACAUCCAAUGGAUUGAACAAAACUAUCCGCUCGGCGGUAAUGAGGCCAACAUGAAGACACUGUUAGAAAAAUGUAUGGAACUGUUCUACAAUACAGAUCAAUACCGUAACGAUCAUCGACUGCUUCAAGUCUUCCUCAAGUUUAUCAAACGUAUGGAUAGUCCGCUGGAAAUGUUCGGCUACUUUCAUGGGACCGGUUUUGCCAAACAAUUGGCCGAUUUUUAUAUUAAUUGGAGCUUUCAUUUGGAAAAUGCUAAGAACUGUCGCAAAGCGGCCGAUGUUUUACGCGAUGGUUUGGCAGCCAAUGCCGAACCUACCAGUGCUCUGAUGCGGGCAUUGAACGAAUUGGAGACACGAGUGGCCAAAGCUAUCUUCAAUAACAAAGCGGACGAAUUGAAUGAGAACAACAACGAAGACGAAGAUCAACUACGAAGACAAGCAUUGAAUAAUUUGAAGACCAAAGUUACUAAAGGAAAAACUGUGGCACCAGUUAAACGUAUUGGUAAUUGUAUUAAAUCGUCGGUUAAUGGACUCAAGACAACAACAACAGUCGGAUCUCAUAAAUCAAAUAAGAUUAGUUCAACAGCUAUUUAUUGCGACGAAAAUGAUGAACCAUUGACUGUAGCCGUCAAACAACAAAAACCAAUGGCUGUUGUGUCGCCGAUUGGUCAUCAGCCGUCGGCGUCGGCUAUAAAACUAAUGGGACAUAUUGGACAAGAAAAUGAACAAAAUCCGGGAAAAUGGAGUGAAAAUCAAUUGAGACAACGAAGACAACAAACAUCAAGACAGAUAAGUGAACUAAAAUUUAGUAUACAUGAAGACGAUGACGACAGCGAUGAUGACGACCACAACAACAACAAUGAUGUCUAUCAGUCAUCUUCUUCAUCAUCACAAUCGUCAUCACAAUCGUCAUCACAAAAGCCGCCGCAAAGCUUUGCCCUUAGACUAAGACCACGGAUUGAACAGAGUUUGAUGCCAUCGUCAUCAUCCAGUUUGCCAACAGAUGGUCCAUUCGAAAAGUUGGAUCCGAUGAAAAAGUUUUUCGUCAAACUGAAUAAGUUGUACGCCGGCGGCGAAGAGUACUGUUUCGAAGAGAUCAGAGGCAAGACAUGGAUGAAGAAUAAAGUCACUAAUAAUAAUAAGACUAACGAUAGUCUACGGCAAGCUAUCGGCGGCAGUGGUGUCAGCGGUGGUGCGGUUGUCGAUGAUAAUAAUGACGACUUAUUGAAUAAGACACACGAAAGAAGUGCAUACCUUGAACAAGAAGUGGCUAAUCUUAGACAACAGGUUCAGCUAUUGCUCAACAAUACUACUACUAAUAAUAAUAAUUGAUAUGUGAUUAUGAGUACCAAAAAAAAACAAACAAAACAAAAUUGCAUUAAUGAUAGCGUGUUUUUAAUUGUGAUUAUAUUAGUGUAACAAACAAAACAAAAAUCAAAU
Messenger RNA from Oppia nitens, 1795 nucleotides. Its product is annotated as mitotic checkpoint serine/threonine-protein kinase BUB1 beta-like. Lineage: Eukaryota; Metazoa; Arthropoda; Arachnida; Sarcoptiformes; Oppiidae. Gene Ontology annotation, biological process: meiotic sister chromatid cohesion, centromeric; mitotic spindle assembly checkpoint signaling. The record is from RefSeq and is a predicted model, not a curated record. Gene Ontology annotation, molecular function: protein kinase activity. The transcript is spliced from 2 exons. Bases 161 to 1687 code for a protein of 508 amino acids.